AGAUAUCCAUACAGUCAAACAGAGUUGACAAGAAUUAACAGACGUAAGCCAAUAAAUAUUUGUUUAUUCUGGUUUGUAUAAAUAAUAUCUAAAAAACAGUACAAAAUGUUUUAUUUUCUCUUUCUUUCAUAAUAGUAUUUUAAAAUAAGUACAUGCGUAAUUUAUUUUACUUUAAAAAAGAUUUCUACAAUAAAACUUGACAAUGGCGUCGCAAGGUGUAACAAAUUAUAAUACUAUAAAUGAAAAAACGGAACACCUAUAUAAAAUAUUAGUAAUUGGUGAACUUGGUGCCGGUAAAACUUCUAUUAUUAAACGCUAUGUUCAUCAGUUUUUUUCUCAGCAUUACAGAGCUACGAUCGGAGUCGAUUUCGCACUAAAAGUUUUAAACUGGGAUCCUGCCACGAUCAUUCGUUUACAGUUGUGGGAUAUAGCAGGUCAAGAACGAUUCGGCAAUAUGACACGUGUGUAUUACAAAGAAGCAGUUGGUGCAUUCAUAGUUUUUGAUGUUACAAGAAGUGCAACAUUUGAUGCGGUUGUCAAAUGGAAGCAAGACUUAGAUUCAAAAGUUCAAUUAUCUGAUGGGUCUCCAAUACCGUGUGUUUUAUUGGCCAAUAAAUGUGAUCAGCAAAAAGAAGGCAUUGUUAAUCUACCUAUUAAAAUGGAUGAUUACUGCAAGGAAAAAAAUUUUGCAGCUUGGUUUGAAACAUCUGCAAAAGAAAAUAUUAAUAUUGAAGAAGCAGCAAAAUUUCUUGUCCAUAAAAUCUUGCAGAAUGAUAACAUCAAAGACAAUAGUAUAGAUGAACAUUAUGAUGGAAUCAAGUUAUCUCUUAAUCAAUCGCCUGACCGUUUAAAGAAAAUAUGUUACUGCUGACAUUGUUAGCGCAAAUAUGCUAAUAGAAAAUAAUAUAAAAUAUAUAUUUGCUAUAAACUGUUACAAAUAUUCAUUUAUAAUACCAUCAAUUCUUUAUCAUUAGCUCGCAACCUGACAGUAUAGAAAACUUCAGUGACUUUGUAGUAAUUUUUGCAAAUUUUGUAUCGAUUACAUUCUUCUUUAAUUUAGCUUUUAAAUUGUAUUUUUAACUAAAUUUAAAUAAAUGUGUAAUAAAAUUAUUAUCAAA
Nasonia vitripennis (jewel wasp) is the source of this 1118-nucleotide messenger RNA. It is a transcript of the gene Rab32, whose product is annotated as ras-related protein Rab-32. Gene Ontology annotation, biological process: phagosome-lysosome fusion; endosome to lysosome transport. Gene Ontology annotation, cellular component: phagocytic vesicle; trans-Golgi network; Golgi apparatus. The record is from RefSeq and is a predicted model, not a curated record. Lineage: Eukaryota; Metazoa; Arthropoda; Insecta; Hymenoptera; Pteromalidae. Bases 203 to 871 code for a protein of 222 amino acids. The transcript has 4 exons. Gene Ontology annotation, molecular function: GTP binding; GTPase activity.